GCGGGGCCGGGCCGGGCCGCGCCGGGUCGGGCGUCGGGGCCACACGUCCGUCCGCGGGUCGCCCGGGCUGCUCGCGCCAUGGAGCCACGGUGCCCGCCGCCGUGCGGCUGCUGCGAGCGGCUGGUGCUCAACGUGGCCGGGCUACGCUUCGAGACGCGGGCGCGCACGCUCGGCCGCUUCCCGGACACGCUGCUCGGGGACCCGGUGCGCCGCAGCCGCUUCUACGACGGCGCGCGCCGCGAGUACUUCUUCGACCGGCACCGGCCCAGCUUCGACGCCGUGCUCUACUACUACCAGUCCGGCGGGCGGCUGCGGCGGCCCGCGCACGUGCCGCUCGACGUCUUCCUGGAGGAGGUGGCCUUCUACGGGCUGGGCGCGGCGGCGCUGGCGCGUCUGCGGGAGGACGAGGGCUGUCCGGUGCCGCCCGAGCGCCCCCUGCCCCGCCGCGCCUUCGCGCGCCAGCUAUGGCUGCUCUUCGAGUUCCCCGAGAGCUCGCAGGCUGCGCGCGUGCUCGCCGUCGUCUCUGUGCUCGUCAUCCUCGUCUCCAUCGUCGUCUUCUGCCUCGAGACGCUGCCCGACUUUCGCGAUGACCGCGACAACCCGGGGCUCACCGCUGUGGCUGCAGCUGGCCCGUUCCCUCUUCGUCUGAACGGCUCUAGCCCCGUGCCGGGACAACUUCCUCGAAUGCCUUUCGAUGACCCCUUCUUUGUGGUGGAGACACUGUGCAUCUGUUGGUUCUCCUUCGAGCUGCUGGUGCGCCUGGCGACCUGCCCGAGCAAGGCAGUCUUCUUCAAGAAUGUGAUGAACCUCAUCGAUUUUGUGGCCAUUCUGCCCUACUUUGUGGCCCUGGGCACCGAGCUGGCCCGACAGCGAGGGGUGGCCCAGCCAGCCAUGUCACUAGCCAUCCUGCGAGUCAUCCGAUUGGUGCGCGUCUUCCGCAUCUUCAAGCUGUCCCGGCACUCAAAAGGCCUGCAGAUCUUGGGCCAGACGCUAAGGGCCUCCAUGCGUGAGCUGGGCCUCCUUAUCUUCUUCCUCUUCAUCGGUGUGGUCCUCUUCUCCAGCGCAGUUUACUUUGCUGAAGUUGACCGGGCAGACUCACAGUUCACCAGCAUCCCUGAGUCCUUCUGGUGGGCGGUGGUCACCAUGACCACAGUUGGCUAUGGAGACAUGGUGCCCGUCACUGUCGGCGGCAAGAUCGUAGGCUCUCUGUGUGCCAUCGCUGGUGUGCUGACCAUUUCCCUGCCCGUGCCAGUCAUUGUCUCCAACUUUAGCUACUUUUACCACCGAGAGACAGAGGGUGAAGAGGCUGGGAUGUUCAGCCAUGUGGACACACAACCCUGCGGCCCACUGGAGGGCAAAGUCAAUGGGGGAUUGGUAGAUGCUGAGAUACCUGAGUUACCACCUCCACUCUGGGCCCCCCCUGGGAAACACAUGGUCACCGAAGUGUGAGGGACAGUUGAGAUCUGCACGACCUCACAUU
Messenger RNA from Manis javanica (Malayan pangolin), 1480 nucleotides. It is a transcript of the gene KCNA7, whose product is annotated as potassium voltage-gated channel subfamily A member 7. Gene Ontology annotation, biological process: potassium ion transmembrane transport; protein homooligomerization; action potential. Gene Ontology annotation, cellular component: voltage-gated potassium channel complex; membrane. Gene Ontology annotation, molecular function: delayed rectifier potassium channel activity; protein binding. Lineage: Eukaryota; Metazoa; Chordata; Mammalia; Pholidota; Manidae. The record is from RefSeq and is a predicted model, not a curated record.